GUGGGUUUUUGCGCGAAGGUGCAGAUGUUGGCGGUCUGAGUAAAGACGAGAAGACGUUGGCUGAGUGGCUGAGGGCGCCUCUUCAAACUGAAACACUCGACGUGUUACUAAAGGCAACAUUUCUGCUGAAAUGGCAAGCUGUGGAGAGAUCCAAGUGAAGGAGCUGAAUAAGCGUGCUUCAGGUCAGGCAUUUGAGGUCAUCCUGAGCCCCACAAGCCCAGAUGCCAAGGGGGAAUUUCCACUGUCCCCUCUUAAAAAAAGGGAAACAUCACUGGAUGAGAUUAAGAAGAAACUGGAAGCUGCAGAAGAGAGACGCAAGAGCCAUGAGGCUGAAGUGCUGAAACACUUUGCUGAAAAACGAGAGCACGAGAAGGAAGUCAUCCAGAAGGCCAUAGAGGAAAACUGCAACUUCAGCAAGAUGGCACAGGAGAAACUCAAUCAGAAGAUGGAGGCGAACAAGGAGAACCGCACUGCGCGGAUGGCAGCUCUCAACGAGAAGUUCAAGGAGAAGGACAAGAAGCUUGAAGAAGUGAAGAGGAACAAGGAGACAAUGAAAGAAAGGGAAAAUUAAUUUGUUUGCGACCUGAAAAACAGUCUUUACAUCUCUAAAGAUAAGCUAUAUUUUUUUAACUGACGCUUCCACAUUAUUCUUUGUAGUGUUUGUUCUGAUUAUGCUGUUGAUGCUGUUGAAGUUGGUUAUACUGGUUAGAUUUGGUGUGGAUAUAGUCUGACUUUUCCUUACAUGUAGAUUUCUCUUUGGCAGCUGAUUACACAUUGUUUUGGGUUUUGAACUUUUUUUUUCAUAAGCAGGGAUUCCAUUGCAAAAAAUUGGUCAUUAUGCUUCACACUGUUAAAAUGCAUCAUUAAUACUGUUCUGAACUUUUGAUACUGUUACUGAAUGAUACCAAGGUUCUGCCAUUAAAGUUUGUAUCCUCAA
Toxotes jaculatrix (banded archerfish) is the source of this 937-nucleotide messenger RNA. It is a transcript of the gene stmn1b, whose product is annotated as stathmin 1b. NCBI's taxonomy places the organism in Eukaryota, Metazoa, Chordata, Actinopteri, Toxotidae. Gene Ontology annotation, biological process: neuron projection development; microtubule depolymerization; regulation of microtubule polymerization or depolymerization. The record is from RefSeq and is a predicted model, not a curated record. Gene Ontology annotation, molecular function: tubulin binding. The transcript has 5 exons. Gene Ontology annotation, cellular component: neuron projection; cytoplasm. The coding region runs from base 131 to 571 and encodes 146 amino acids.